Annulohypoxylon maeteangense is the source of this 1177-nucleotide messenger RNA. RefSeq lists its product as uncharacterized. The transcript has 4 exons. The coding region runs from base 126 to 959 and encodes 277 amino acids. Lineage: Eukaryota; Fungi; Ascomycota; Sordariomycetes; Xylariales; Hypoxylaceae. The record is from RefSeq and is a predicted model, not a curated record.
UACCGAUUUUAGGUAACUUCUCAUCAUUCGUCAUUAUUAAGAAUACAAGAGCAGGCUCAAGAAAUGACAGUCAUAUAGUUUCUUACUGAAUUAAUUUGAGAUUUGGGUUGAGUCCGACUUGUAGAAUGAGGCUGGCACGCUGGCCUAUUAGGGCGAAGAUGAACGUCUUUUCCUACAUCAGGAAAGAUGCCCGAUUACUCAACGCAACCGUCUACGCGCAAUGGCUAUGCGUCCUCUCAGCCAUCUCCUGCAUAGUAAUAAGGAUAUGCUGGCUCAUUAGCGCCGAAACUCCCGCCCCCGACAACCGAUUAGAGUGGGUAGGCAUCGCGAUAAUGGUCGCGGACAUGAUCUUCUUCCCCACCGCCUCCGUAACCAUAGAGCUCUCGCACCUGCUGCGCUCCCGCUGGCUCGCCCUCCUCGGGAUCUUCUAUUGCACGUUACGGCUCUUCACCGGCUUCAUAUUCACCGCCACAGUGACCGCCGAGGGCCCCUCAGGCCCCUUCCUCUUCCUCGGCAUGGCGCGCGUGGUCGCUACGUACUACGGUCUCAUCCUCCCGUACGUCCCGAACAAAACCCCCUUCGAAUCCGAGGCCCGCCCCGUCUCGAACAUGGAGUCCGUCCCCGUGCGCGCCUGCUUCUACCUCGCGUACUCCCUCACCCUCCCCUAUGCCACCCGCGUACCCCCCUUCGCCGAGCGGCUGUUCAGACAUGCCACCCCGCAUCUGUACCAAGUCGAUUUCCUGGCUAGGUACGCGUUACCGUCGUUGUUCGAGCCCGCAACUGUGUUUGCGCUUUUGGCUUCGCUGGCGUAUUGGAUGGCUUUGUUCUUCAGGCAGGAGUACGUGUUUAGUCGCACGUUGGGCGGACCCGGGGUUGAACGGUUGACGUUUAUUCGCCCGGGACGCGUGCAGACGGUUGAUUCGAUUGGAUUGGAGGAGGGGAGGAUUAGGUUGCCGUGAUUGUUUAAGGGGAGAUGUAGAAUUGGAAAGAGGGUUGACUGGGUGAAUGAAUGCAUUUGUAAGAUUUAGCAUAAGCUAGGCGUUUAAGGUUUGGUUGUCAUGGUUUAUUGUAUGUUUAGUUGAAGGUUAUUUCGGGACGAGUGCUAUGGCCGACCUGAUACCCACUUGGGCUCGAUUCACACUCCGUAUAUGAUUAACAAGUGCCUUUUUAUUCUGCA